This is a messenger RNA of Owenia fusiformis, 659 nucleotides long. Lineage: Eukaryota; Metazoa; Annelida; Polychaeta; Sabellida; Oweniidae. The record is from the annotation of a GenBank genome assembly.
AAAUCGGAAAAGGCAUUCAAGUUGUGCAGAAUUUGGAGACGUCAAACUGAAAAUGAGACCUCCGAAUGUCAAGGAGCAGUUUAUGAUCACAGCAGAUGUGGUCAUCCCAACAUUGUGGACCUUGUCCAUCACUCUCUUGUACUUAAAAGGCAAAUUAAGCAAAGCCGUACUCUUGGGACAUUUCACCGGGAGUUUGAUAGGAUGCACCUGGGAACUCACUUGGAAGAUAUUGGGAGAUGAUUUCCUGAAAGAUUCCACUGAUUUUGUGAACCCAAUAGCAGGAUGGUAUACAAAGAUUCUUCAUUCUUUAUGGGACGGUGGGAUUUUCUUGAUAGGGGUACUACUAUGCUAUAUGAUGCUCCAGAAGAGACCGUUGUUCUUGGAAUAUUCCGCGAAGGAGUUUCUAGUGAUGCUUAUAUGGGGACAGGUUUCUUCGUUCAUAGUGGAGAGCAUGUGUAAUGGAGUCAUCUGGGAGUACCAAGUUCUGCCUUGGAACCCUGCCUAUUUAACUGUAGGAGGUGUGUCAUAUACUGUGAUACCACAAGCUGUAUGGCUCGUGGCACCAUUGGCAUUUUACAGCAUAUGGGUGCCAUUGUUCAGAAAGUUCGGUCAUGUGUACUACAAAUAGCACUAGACAUACUAGACAGUCACCUGGAAUU